This is a messenger RNA of Engraulis encrasicolus (European anchovy), 666 nucleotides long. RefSeq names its product BEN domain-containing protein 6-like. Gene Ontology annotation, cellular component: nucleus. Lineage: Eukaryota; Metazoa; Chordata; Actinopteri; Clupeiformes; Engraulidae. Gene Ontology annotation, biological process: negative regulation of Notch signaling pathway; positive regulation of neuron differentiation. The record is from RefSeq and is a predicted model, not a curated record. Gene Ontology annotation, molecular function: transcription corepressor activity; DNA binding. The transcript has 3 exons. Bases 1 to 582 code for a protein of 193 amino acids.
AUGUUAACUUAUUUCUAUUAUGUUUUUUUUUGCUCAGUGCUUCCAGACAUUUUGGAGAAGCUGCAGGGAUUUCUAGAACCAACACUAUCACCAGCAGCAGCACCAAGACCAGGAGCAUCAGGACCAGCACCAACACAAUCAACACCAUCAAGACCAGCACCAACACAAUCAACUCUAUCAAGACCACCAGCACCAACACAAUCAACUCUAUCAAGACCACCAGCACCAACACAAUCAACACCAUCAAGACCAGCACCAACACAAUCAGAAGCAGCAGCAUCUCCAGCACCAGCAACAGACUCUAUCAUCCCAAAAGGACUUGUGGAGCGCUGCUCCAUACAAAACCCCCAGAAGUUCAUCAAUGACUUACUUCAUGGCCUCUACACCCGAGAAUUCAUGUGUGCCCACUCAGUGACUGGCCAGACCUCCAGCAGCGGCACAGAAAAGAAACCUGGCCUCCCCCAAAAAGACCUCGUUGAAAUAACAAAUGCGGCAAAGACAAAAUUUCAACACAUCACAGACUCCAACGUCAAAGCGUUCAUCCGUCAGAAACUAAACAAUGCUGCCAAACUCAACAAAUAGAUCAACAAUACACUACCAUUUGGGGAAAUCCAUUCAUUUUCACUUUCCCUUGCGUUAAACAGUUGAGUUUAGAUCACUAUUGAC